UUGAGUGCAGUCACGUGGUGUGCACACAGCCGGCUGGGAUUAGUAGUUUUAAACUGAGAGGCUUCCGUAGAAGUGUGACAGGAGGACUCGUUCCAAGUUCAGAAAUACACAAACAUGCCACGGAGGGGAAGAAAAAGUAUGGACACUGAAGAUGGUGAUCCUGUUCCUUCCAAGGUGCCUCGGGAGCUAGAAUUGUUGUACAAAUCACCUCUGGACUUUAGUAGCCCAACAAAACUUUUUGAAAGUUUCAUAGCACCAAUAAAAUCUGAAGAUUUUUUCGCUGAGUACUGGGAAAAAAAGCCGCUGCUUAUUCAAAGAGACCAGAAUGAUUUAGGCACUUACUAUCAGAGCCUAUUCAAGCUUUCUGACUUGAAACAUAUAUCCUCAAAAGGCAUAUUCUACGGCAGAGAUGUGAACGUGUGUAAGUGCAGAAAUGGAAAGAAAAUGACCCUCCCGAGGCAGGGAAAAGCCACCUUCCUGCAUCUCAUGAAAGACUUCAGCAGUGGAAAAGCAACAAUACAAUUUCAUCAACCUCAGAGAUUCAGUGAUGAGUUAUGGCACAUUAUGGAAAAGCUGGAAUGCUUCUUCGGCGCUCUAGUUGGUAGCAACGUGUACAUCACCCCGCCAGACUCUCAGGGUCUGCCUCCUCACUACGAUGAUGUUGAGGUUUUUAUUCUUCAGUUGGAAGGAGAGAAACACUGGUGUCUUUAUGAACCCAAAGUACACCUCGCUAGAGAGUACAAUGUAGAACCUGAAGGCACUAUUGGGGCACCUACUCUUGAUUUAAUAUUAAAGCCAGGUGAUAUGUUAUAUUUCCCUCGAGGAACUAUUCAUCAAGCUCGCACCCCUGCUGGUUCAUCACAUUCCACUCAUGUGACCAUUAGCACCUACCAAAACAACACUUGGGCUGAUUAUCUGCAGGACCUGAUUCCGGGACUUUUGUUUGAUUCAAGCAAGGAUAACAUUGACCUACGGAGAGGCCUUCCUCGGCAGCUGCUUAUGCAAACAGACCCAUCUGAUUGUGCAGAGAAGAUAAGUUCGCUUCUAACGGAUCUAGUAAAAAGGCUACAGACAAAAAAGGACAUUAGGCCAUUUGAAAUGGUGCGAGACUUCAUGGGAAACAGAUUACCACCUUAUAUGAAUGCUGAUGCUGGGCACAAAGAAGAUGCAACAGGAGGAGUGCUGCCUAAGCUUAACAGUACAAUCAAACUGAAGUACAAGGAUUACACAACACUGUCGGUGCAACAUGUUGCAGAUUCAGAUGAUAGCUCCACCCAGCGGAUGGUUUUUGUCUACCAUGCCAUGAGAAAUGGUCGGGAACAGCAUAUGAUGAACACACAUGACGAAUCACUUAACGUUAAUGGUUUGCGUUUUUCUCUUUCACAUAUUGAUGCUUUAAAAGAAAUUUGGCGGGAAGAGCCUAUAUGUGUGAAUAAUCUGCCUCUGGAAUCUGACCGUGACAAAGAAAACCUUGCAAUAUCUCUGUGGACUGAAGGGCUAUUGGCUGUCACGCCAUAAACCGUUUUAAUACAGUAUAUAUUAAAAUCUAUUUUUCAAUUACUGUAUUGAUAUUUUUGCACACAAGAUAUUUUUGGUGAUAUAGUUUAAAUCUGAAAAUGUAAAAUUAAAUUUUCAACUUUAUAUUCUAAUGCAUUUUUCAGAUAAACGAAGACUAAUGGUGCCAAAACAAUGCCAAUAAAAAUGCCCUUCGACUGCCUGUUUAUAAUAUGUAGGUGCACGGCAAUUUUUCAAAUGCUGGGUUAUUUCAUUUUGAUCAACAUCAACAUUUAAAGUACUAAAUUUGCUCUUAAAGGGAUAUGAAUCCCACAUUUUUUCUUUUGUAAUUCAGACAGAGCAUAUCAUUGUAAAAAAAAAAAAGUUUCCAAUUUACUUCUAUUAUCAAAUUUGCUUCGUUCCUAUGAUAUUCUUUGUUGAAGAGACACCUAGGUAGGUGUGUGGAGCACUACAUAUCAGGAAAUAGUGCUGCCAUUUAGUGCUCUUGCAUAUGAAUAAUCUUGCAAAGCUGCUGCUUUAUAGUGCUCCUAACACAUGGACACUCCUUAGCUUAUGUUUCUGCUUUUCAACAACAGAUACCAAGAGAAUGAUUUUUUAUAAUAGAAGUAUAAAGUUGUUAAAACUACAAGCUCUACCUGCAUUAUAAAAUAUAUUUUUUGGGUUACACGCCCCUUUUAUAGUAAGAGGUUGUCAACUGCAAACCACUGUUACAUAUUUGAUAGAAUUGAUAUUGUUGAUAAAAAGGAGACAAAAAAAAACAUACAAUGAUCUCUCAUUAUGUGCCUUUAUUAUACACAAAUGCAGGUAUUUAAAAUGGCCUAUGUGGAAUCUUUCUAGUUUGUGUCUACCUGAAAAUACAAGUUUUUCUUUAAGUAUA
Messenger RNA from Bombina bombina (fire-bellied toad), 2392 nucleotides. It is a transcript of the gene RIOX2, whose product is annotated as ribosomal oxygenase 2. The record is from RefSeq and is a predicted model, not a curated record. Gene Ontology annotation, molecular function: histone H3K36 demethylase activity; histone H3K4 demethylase activity. The transcript is spliced from 10 exons. NCBI's taxonomy places the organism in Eukaryota, Metazoa, Chordata, Amphibia, Anura, Bombinatoridae. Gene Ontology annotation, cellular component: nucleolus. Bases 115 to 1518 code for a protein of 467 amino acids.